UGGAGCUGAGCGAGAAGGAAUGUCUUUGCCCCAUCCAUGGCCUCUGGAGCCAGUGGACACUCCUCCAACCAGAAAGCCGUGAUACCCUCCCUAUUUGCUAAGGAUCCUUAUUUUUCUCCCUUCCAAACCUUCCUUCUUGGUGGACUUUUCCACAAGUGUGGAGCCUCUCAAAACUGAGCCGGAAGUUCCCAGUUUUCGGCUGUAUCCCGUGGUCUCUUCACUGCACAUGGCUACAGCAGCUCCCGGCCCCAGUUCGCCUCUCCGGCCAGAGGACCUCCUGAGUGACUCGUCAGAGCCUCCGGGAUUGAACCAGGUGUCCUCGGAGGUGACCUCCCAGCUGUACACUUCUUUGCAUCUCAGCCGCCAGGCAGAGGCCACAGCCCGGGCUCAGCUGUAUUUAGCUUCCAACUCCCCACCUCCUCACGAGGGCUUAGACAGCUUGGCUCAGGAACUGAGUCGCAGCCUGUCGGUUGGGCUGGAGAGCAACCUGAAAAAGGAUGGGUCUAAGCAUAUCUUUGAGAUGGAAAGUGUCCGGGGUCAGCUCCAGACCAUGCUCCAGAGCUCACGCGAUGCUGCCCAUCGGGACCCAUUCAUUCCUCGCGCUGGCUCGGAGAGACGGGAAGAGGACUCCUUUGACAGUGACAGCACGGCUGCCUUGCUCAACACCCGGCCUCUGCAAGACCUGUCUCCAUCCAGCUCAGCCCAGGCACUGGAAGAAUUCUUUCCCCGCUAUACCAGCCUUCGGCCAGGGCCCCCCGCCAACCCCCCAGAUUUUCAGGGGCUGAGAGAUGCACUGGACUCAGAGCUUACACGCCGAAAGCAUUGUGAGCAGCACAUUCAGAGCCUACAGACUCGGGUGCUAGAGUUACAGCAGCAGCUAGCCGUGGCUGUGGCCGCUGACCGCAAGAAAGAUCUCAUGAUCGAACAGCUAGACAAGACCCUGGCUCGAGUGGUGGAGGGCUGGAACCGACAUGAGGCUGAGCGGACAGAGGUGCUGCGAGGACUUCACAAGGAGCGCCAGGCAGCAGAACUCACCAGAAGCAAGCAGCAGGAGACAGUAGCCCGCCUGGAACAAAGCCUUUCUGAGGCCGUGGAAGCUCUGAGUCGGGAGCAGGAGGGAACCAGACUACAUAGGAAGGAGAGAGAGGCGCUGGAAGAAGAAAGGCAAGCCCUGGCGCUGAGGUUGGAGGUGGAACAGCAGCAGUGCCGGGCCCUCCAGGGGCAGCUGGACGAGGCCAGGGCUGGGCAGCUCAGUGAUCGAGGGAAGCUGGAGGCCCUUCAAGCUGCUCUAGAAAAAGAAAGGCAGGCCUGGGCCCAGCAGGAGCACCAGCUGAGGGAGCACCAUCAGGCAGUGCAGGAGGAAGGCCAGGCUCAGCUGGAGAGAGAGAAGGGGAACAGUCAGAGGGAGGCGCAGGCAGCCCGGGAGGCCCAGCAGCAGCUGGCACUGCUGCAGUCUGAGGUGCAGCGUCUGGAGGGGGAGCUGGACACGGCCCGGAGGGAGCGAGACGCGCUGCACCUGGAGAUGAGCUUGGUCCAGGCCAGAUACGAGAGCCAGCGGAUCCAGAUGGAGUCAGAGCUGGCUGUCCAGCUGGAGCAGCAGGUGGAGCGCCUGGCAGAGGCUCAGGAGAGCAGCCUGCGGCAGGCCGCCACCCUGAGGGACCAUCACAGGAAGCAGCUGCAGGAACUCAGCGGACAGCACCAACAGGAGCUAGCUGCCCAGCUGGCUCAGUUCAAGCUAGAAACGGCUGAACGGGAGGAGCGGCAGCAGCAGGUGGCGCAGGACUAUGAGCUCAGACUGGCAAGGGAGCAAGCCCGGGUUCGUGACCUGAAGAGUGGCAGCCAGAGGCUGGAAGAGCAGUGGGUGCAGCUGGUGGAGCGGCUCCAGGCCCUGCUGCGGGCCCACUGGGACGAGGCCACCCAGCUGCUCAGUACCACGCUGCUGUCUCCCAACCCUCAGGCUCCCCCUGCCGAGCCCUCUAGCCCUGGGCCUCUGGAGCCGGAGAAGGCGGAGAGGAGGGUGUGGGCCAUGCCUCCCAUGGCGGUGGCCCUGAAACCUGUGCUGCAGCAGAGCCGGGAAGUGAGGGAUGACCUGCCUGGGGCACCCCCUGUUCUCGGGAGCAACUCCCCGGAUCUCAGCCUGCUGCUGGGACCCGCUUUCCAGAACCAGAACUCCUUUCAGCCCUUGGAGCCCAAACCUGACAUGGCUCCACCCACAGCUGGACCCGUCUCUGCAUUGGAGGCCUUUGCUGCUGAUCAUAGAGCAGAGCGACCGUUUCCGGAUGAAGACCCUGGAUCUGAUGGUGAUGGCUCCCUAAAACCAGGGCUGCCACCUGCUUCUCAGCUCGAAGGCCUUAGGAAUUUUCUGCAGCAGCUGCUGGAGACAGCACCUCAGAGCAACGAGAACCCCUCUGUCGACCUGUUGCCCCCUAAGUCUGGUUCUCGGACUGUCUCUUCUUGGGAAGAAGCCGCUCCAGUGCCACGCCUGCCACCUGCUGUGCAUAAAACUAAAGUUCCCUUACCCCUGGCGGCUAGUCUUUUCAGGGCCCGAGAGCUUCCCUCAUUCCAUUUGCAGGGCAGUGGUCACAGUACUGGCUCCCCAGAGAGAGGUACAGAAGGGCUCAGCCCCCCAAGGCAGGUGAUGGAAGUGUCUGAGCUGUUCCGCCUGUACCAGGCUCGGGGGUGGGGCGCCUUGCCUGCUGAGGACCUGCUGCUGUACCUGAAGAGGCUGGAGCAAGGCGGGACUGACGGCCAAGGGGAGCUUGUCCCCCGAAGAAACACUGACUCCCGCUUGGGUGAGAUUCCCCGGAAAGAGAUCCCCUCCCAGGCUGUCCCUCGACGCCUUGCUUCAGCCCCUAAGACUGAGAAGCCAGCAAGGAAGAAAAGUGGGCAUCCUGGCCCGAGCAGCCUGAGGAAUCGCGGAGGCGUCUGGAGAUGAGGCCUUUCUCCUCCGCGUUGGUCUCUGUUGCUGUUCAUUUUAAUCAAUGCCCUAUAGUCUGUAUCACAGGAAUUUGGAAAAUGGAGAUUGUGUAGGAUGCUGCUUUGUAAAGAAACCUUUAAAAAUACUGUUUUAGUAUUUUAAAAUGUAUUUGUUACUUCCUAUGAGAAAAUACAUGGAAUCUUUGGGCCUGG
This is a messenger RNA of Acomys russatus (golden spiny mouse), 3129 nucleotides long. RefSeq names its product centrobin, centriole duplication and spindle assembly protein (gene Cntrob). Gene Ontology annotation, biological process: centrosome separation; centriole replication; regulation of cilium assembly. The transcript has 19 exons. Bases 227 to 2935 code for a protein of 902 amino acids. Lineage: Eukaryota; Metazoa; Chordata; Mammalia; Rodentia; Muridae. The record is from RefSeq and is a predicted model, not a curated record. Gene Ontology annotation, cellular component: centriole; centrosome.